Molecule: messenger RNA, 312 nt
Organism: Fusarium poae
Lineage: Eukaryota; Fungi; Ascomycota; Sordariomycetes; Hypocreales; Nectriaceae
Exons: 2
Coding region: 1-312 (103 amino acids)
Source: RefSeq, a predicted model, not a curated record
AUGCACGAUGAGAAAUCUCACGACAUCCCUUAUGUUCCGUGCCCAACAGUUGGGCCAUACAAUAAUUUUGAGCUACUGCCCUCCCUGGGUGUUCGUGUCGAGUACUGGGAUUCGCUUCAGGAAUGGUGGUUCUCGAUUCCACUGCAGUGCGCCUUUGCACUGACAACUGUAAUGGUGCUUUUCCAGGUACUUCAAGGAGUCACUUUUACGGGCGACCCGAACGGAUUUGAGAAGUCUCCUUACAUGAUUGCGAAACGGGUGAUUCAGCUUGAAUUCGUCCACCGGAAGCAGACUUGUCGUUGGGUCGAAUAG